AUGGUCGAGAAACUCCAGGAGCUUCGGUCUAUAAGAGUUCAAAAAAUGAAGAAACAAGGUCAUUUUCUUCCUGAAGAGGAUGAUAAAUACCUUGAGCGUGUUAAGGCUGCAGUCGAGGAAGAGGAGCGCCAAGCUGCAUCUGCUGCUCGAACUGAUGCUGUUAAGGAUGCUAUUCUGACUGCUGAGAAAUCAAGGAAGCCUCCACAGAAUGCCAAUUCUCAAGAAGGUGGUUCUGAACAACCUAGUGGACCAUCUGAAGACAGGGACCUGGGAGAUGGCGGGAUAAAUGAGAGAAAUGACCAGGCAAGCCAGAAAACUGAACAUGAAGAUGAAGGCCAUAGAUUUGAGGGAAAAGGGCAUGAACAUCAUGACCCUGUAAGCAGUCUGCCUUUUGAGUUCUACCAUUAUUAUCAUGGAAGUAGCUAUGACAUGGGGACACUCAUUGAGGUCCGUAGAAUGUGGGAUUCGUUCAUCAGACCUGGAGGAAGAUACAUUUAUGAUAGCUUUUAUCUUCCUCGACUUUCAAGUCAGAUAACUGCCAUUGAAAUCUCUGCAGGAGAGGAGGAUAGUGAACACACUUAA
Miscanthus lutarioriparius is the source of this 582-nucleotide messenger RNA. NCBI's taxonomy places the organism in Eukaryota, Viridiplantae, Streptophyta, Magnoliopsida, Poales, Poaceae. The record is from the annotation of a GenBank genome assembly.